GUAUUCUAUGUAAUUUUGUUCGUUUCAUCUGGGUGGUGAGUUAAAGUUCAUUGCAGGCCAUGCGAAAAUUAAAUUUUUUUUCAGUUAACCUCAAUGUUCAUCAAACUAAUUUUAUAGUAUUCUGAAAAUUCGUUAUUUAAUGCUAGCAUCACGCAAGGAGGAAAGUAGAACUGUUUUCUUGGAAGACCAGUGAUAUGUUAUUGCAUAUACGAUUCAAAUGAAGAACAAUAAAAUGAAAUGAAUAACGUUCAUAAACAAUCGAUAAGUAAUCAUAAGUAAAAAAGGGUAGCCUUGAAGCUGAAACUACAUAGCAUGCGAAAGCUUAUUUUACCCAUCUGUCAAAGAUACGCAGACGCUUACGUGUGCUUUGUAGUUCCAGCUUAAAGAAGAGAGUAAAUGCUGUUAACAUUCGAGUGUUUCGAAUUUUAUGAGCAUUGCAAAAACAUUUUUGAGAUUGUUAACACACAUGGUUAUGGAAGGUAGUUAUAUGUAGUGCCAUUUCGGCAUAAAAUGACCUUGUGACAAGUGAUAAACUUCAGAUAAACGAUAACUUUGGGUGCGAGUGGUUGUUCUUUCUCUGUGAGUGUUAUUAUUACGAUACCAAUUAAACACAAGUGAAAAAUAUGUAUGUCACCAAAUAAGUGUAUAUUUGGAAAAUAUACUUAAAUAAAGUCAGCAUAAACAAGUUGCUAUAAAUGACAAUAUAAGAUAAAUAAUUGUAAUUAUACACACAAACAGAUUAUAACUUCAUUCAGAUGCAAAAACAAUGGAAGGUAAUAAAUUCACUUGGAAAACUUAAAGGAUAAAAACGAGAGUUAACAAGUAAGCAAUAAAUCGGCUUCCUACAAACAUGUAAUAUCGCUUCAGUGUCUAUCAGUGAGAUCCAGCGUAAUGCAUUUAAAUUAAAUUAAAUUAUUCAGAGUGCAAGCGUCGAACUUGCUUGUCAAUCAAGUGGAAGUGAAAACCAAACUAGGUGUGUCUAUGCAUGUUCGAAUAAACAAAAAAAAAAAACAAUUUCGUUUUGCUAGCACUGGCGUGGUUUUCAAGGAGAAUAAAUAAGUGUUAGUGUAGUCAUCUGUGACUUCGGGAAAACAAAAAGCCGCCCCAGAGGCUCUCAGUAGUCAUCUUAACAUCGCCGGGAACGCUAGCAUGCCAGGGUCGUGUCAACGUCUCCGUCUACCUUCUUUGGCGACGGUGAUGCGUACAACACGCGCUUCUACCACCGACUAUACGGCCACUACUAUACGCAAAGAACAGCGACGGGUCGUCAUGAUGGGCGCUGCACGUGUCGGCAAGACUUGCAUCGUUUCACAAUUUCUCUAUGAUAAAUAUCAAGCACGCUACAAGCAAACAGUGGAGGAGUUGCAUCGUGGCGAAUAUGAGCUGCCCGAUGGCUCGGCCUUAACGUUAGAUAUCUUAGAUACAUCCGGUUCGUAUGAAUUCCCUGCAAUGCGUACUUUGUCGAUAUCCACAGCGGGCGCCUUCAUUUUGGUGUAUGCGGUAGAUGAUAAGCAAUCAUGGCUUGAGGUGGAAAGGCUAAGGAAACAGAUAAUUGCAAAGCGUGGGCUCAAAGUUCCCAUUGUUAUCGUUGGUAAUAAGGUGGAUAUAAAUGAAGCCGAUCGUCAGGUGGAACAUGAGGUGACUGAAAUGAUUGUGUGUGAAGAUUGGAAAUGCGGCUACGUCGAAUGUUCGGCUAAAGAUAAUAUGGGCAUUGUGGAGAUUUUUAAAGAGUUGUUGGUACAAGCAAAUAUUCGCUACAAUCUCAGUCCGGCUGUGAGGCGACGAAGACAAUCAUUACCAUCCUAUAGCUGCGCAGCAGCGGGUAUGACACGUGCCACUAAAAGUCCAUCACAUAAGUACACAUUAAAGCGUCACUCAUGCACUAUGACAUAAAGGGCAUGCAGCGAUGUAAUGAAGCCAAUUUCGACGGGAAUUAAUUCCUGAUUUUUUGGAGAAAAUUAUAUAAUAAAAGGUUAACCCUUUUAUAGUUUGGCAGUGAAUCCGUCAAUAGUAAAAUACUAUACAUGAGAUAUAUUAUACAUAUAUGUGACAAAAAACAUUCAUAUACAUAUACAUAAAUCGAGGAUAUUCUGUAAACAGAUUUUUGAAACUGUCGAUGCGUUCGCAUCUGAUGAGGACGGUGAAAAUAUUUCUAAAAAUAACACAACUCCCUUUAGAGUUUUCUUCGACAAUGAGAAUACAUAGGCGUGCGGUGUAUGUAUUUGUACAAGUAAUACAUAUAUUACCGCAUACGUCCAAAUGCUAUAUAGUAAAGAAAAAAAAAAAAACAAUAUGUAUCAAGAAGUAUGUUCGCUUAGCAUGAGACUUUAAACUAACAUAAAACAAUAAGGAAACGCCAAAUGAAAAAGUUCGCGAAAAAAUGCACCGAGAGAAGUAUUUUUGGAAAAAGUGAUAUUCGUUUUUUAUGUAAUAUAUUUAUUAUAUACGGAUUUGUGUAUACAUGAUUAUAUAUGUAGAACAACUAAACCAUAUUGUUAAAGAUUUAUAGUAAUUUAUACAAGUGUACAAUUUGUAGGAUUAAAAUGUUUAAAGUCCUCAAUUAAAAACAAAAUUGAAAUUCUUUUACAUUAAAAUCACUUCAAAAUAUAUUUAUCAAUAUAAUUUGUGGAAAGUAUUAUAUCAACUAUAAACUAAUCAACUACUGUUAUAUAUGUAUGUAUGCAUACAUACUUACAAGCUCACAUAUGUACAUCCAUGUCAGUACUUUGAACGUUUUAGUGAAAAAGUUCAUGUAGUUGUGGAUAU
Molecule: messenger RNA, 2766 nt
Organism: Zeugodacus cucurbitae (melon fly)
Lineage: Eukaryota; Metazoa; Arthropoda; Insecta; Diptera; Tephritidae
Product: ras-related protein Rap-2b-like
Exons: 3
Coding region: 1150-1893 (247 amino acids)
Molecular function (GO): GTP binding; GTPase activity
Source: RefSeq, a predicted model, not a curated record